Molecule: messenger RNA, 231 nt
Organism: Sphaeroforma arctica JP610
Lineage: Eukaryota; Ichthyosporea; Ichthyophonida
Exons: 1
Source: RefSeq, a predicted model, not a curated record
AUGGUUUGCGCAGGAAUGGAGAAAGUUACCAGACGUUGGGGUGAGAAGCUUCCCUUCUGUAGAGCUUGCGUGCAAGGCAAGUUGACACGGGCCAGAAUUACUCGCAAGUUGGUCCGGUCGAAGGGUAAACGUAAAUUUGUGGUUCUAGAAGUUUCGGGAUCGAAGCUGUACGUAGAUAUCUUCGAGACCUCGAAGACACCGUCACUCACUGGAAAACAAUUCGGUCUCCAG